UUUUUAUUGAGUGAAUGUCUUGCUUUUCAUUCAGGUUAUGUCGAAGAUGGCGGCACGUUAUGGAAACGGCAUCCUCUUUCGCCUCGGCACAGGAUUUGUGCCGGAGAAUGACUCCAGGAUAGAAAGGCCGGCGCUUGUAAUGGGCCUGAACACUGACUUCAAGCGCUGGAUGCAGAAAGCCAAGAGGAGCACCAAGGUCGAUGCACACCAGAAGGUUGUUGACUUAGUCCUCAGUCUCAGCAUGUCACGAGACGACUUUGGUUGGCGCAACGCGUCGGACGACGUGAUGGCAGCGCUGGGGAUUGUCAAGGAAGUCUGGAAAAGUCACAACGUGUCCAGGAGCCAACGGUCUCUUACGAAUGUGGCUCAGAUGGGUGCGGCACUUACGAACGUAAAGCCGGCCGUGCUGCUUGCACAACUGAGGUGGUGGGGUGCCUCCUAUUCCAAAGAACAUCCGGUUGUGCUCGAGCAGAGUGGCGUCCUGUCCUUCCUGAACGCCGCGCUGGGACGCGUGAGUGAGCGACGCAUGGUGCAAUACCUCUUCUGGGAGACUGCGCGCCAGCUAUCCGCCUUCUUUCUGCAGACCGAUCCCCCGCACCUGGAUCACGUGUGCUACAUCAAGACCGUCGAACUGUUCGGGCCUGCGGCUGCUCUGGCACCCGUGAUCUGGCACCAAGUGAGCGCCGAAGCCGUUGUGAGCGCCGAGACCACUUUCGCCAGCGUGCUCAAGGCGUCCGAAGACGAGAUCUACGCGGCAGGCGCGCGCAGCAUGGCAGAGGCGAAGCGCAUGAGAGCUCUCGGAAGGCGUCUCAGCCAGGUUCGCCUCGCGGUAGCCUACCCGGAGGACGUUCGCGACCUGCAGGCGUUAAACGAGAAGCUGGCGCACGUUCCCGGCAUGUCCGAGGUCUUCUUCACCAACUUGCUGGCCGCUCAGGAGUCCUCGUGGAACCGCAAGAAGGGGAACCCGUCUUUGCCGACUCCACUGCGGCCGAGACCCCGCUACGACGGGCAGCGCAACGAGAUCACGCUUCCCAUAGACUUCCUGAUUCCGCCGUGGUUCUCGCCGGACGCUCCGCCUUCUGCACGCUUGGCUACGAUUGGCUUGUCGCUAUCUCUGGUCCUGUGGCGUGCCGUCGCGGCGCAGAGAGUGUACGACGUGGGCGAGUCCACGCGACUUUUGCUGGCUCGACGGCACGUAUACAACCGAACGUGCUUUGCAGGCAGUGCUAUUCUUCGCGGCACAGAUGACGCCUUCCGUAUGCUUGCCGUCAUCGCGGUGGCCAGGGCGUUGAAGCAGGGCGACAACAGCAGCAGCGAUGGCAGCGCCGGGAUUCCCGGCCACUCGGCGGAAUCCGCGAGGGACGAUCUCGAGCUGUUGCUGGUGUCUUGCUGCCUUUCGAUGUGCGGGCCUCACAACAGCGAUAUUUGCGCAGCCGUGAUGGAGACACCGCAGUUUGGAAGUGUUUUCCGUUGCGCACGAAAAAGCGAUGUUGAUCGCGCAAAUUGUUCUGAGCAUUGACUUCUGCCUUUUAUGUUACCAGAAAGAUUUCCGAUUACAUAUGCAGUACACUUUUGAUAACUUAAUAUGUGAAUAGAUCCUGCAAUUUCAUUCUAUAUAUAUCUUCGGGAUGGAUUUAGUUCGCUGUCAUGUUUAUGAAUGCUAAUUGCCAUGUAUGUGGUAGCGUCACGUGCUGUCGAUAUCGACAGGAAGUCACGCUUCCAUGUAGUCGCAUGACCCGAUCACGAUUGCUUAUAAGGCUGACAUGUUUCUCUUCUGGCCGUUCUCAUUUGUACUUCCGUUCUUGCUGGGCGAUGUAGCGAUAAACUGUUUUACUACUGCUCUACUAUACAUGUUUAAAAAAAUGACGUACAGCGCGAAGGACAAGGACUGUGAGAGAUGACAUAUACACAGCGCUACCAACAUUACCAACUAGCUUAAGCAACCACCCUAGUUCUACUAUACGUUCGUCUCCGAAUCCCUGCGACACAAUACUAAUCAUCGGAAGUGCUUUCUCUCUGUAAA
Molecule: messenger RNA, 2023 nt
Organism: Dermacentor andersoni
Lineage: Eukaryota; Metazoa; Arthropoda; Arachnida; Ixodida; Ixodidae
Biological process (GO): proteolysis
Molecular function (GO): metalloendopeptidase activity
Source: RefSeq, a predicted model, not a curated record